ACUUUUUAGGUACUUGCGUCUGAAUUUCAUUCACUGAGGAGAUCAGGGGUUAGUGUCCCCUACAAGAUAGCCACACAGCAAAAAUGUUUGCAAAACUGAAGAAGAAAAUUGCAGAAGAGACUGCUGUUGCUCAGAGGCCAGGCGGUGCUACUAGGAUCCCACGAUCUGUAAGCAAGGAGUCUGUGGCUUCUAUGGGAGCUGACUCAGGAGAUGACUUUGCGUCCGAUGGAAGCAGCUCCAGAGAAGAUCUCUCAUCCCAGCUUUUGAGAAGAAAUGAACAGAUACGGAAGUUAGAGGCCAGACUUUCUGACUAUGCUGAACAGGUCCGAAACUUGCAGAAGAUAAAAGAGAAGCUUGAAAUUGCAUUAGAAAAACACCAGGAUUCUUCCAUGCGGAAAUUUCAAGAACAGAAUGAAACAUUCCAAGCCAACAGAGCCAAAAUGGCAGAAGGACUGGCUUUGGCAUUAGCCAGGAAGGACCAGGAAUGGUCAGAAAAGAUGGACCAGCUUGAAAAGGAUAAAAGGUUUCUAACAGCUCAACUGCAAGAAGUAAAGAACCAGAGCUUGAGCCUUUUCCAAAAGAGAGAUGAAAUUGAUGAGUUAGAGGGAUUCCAGCAACAGGAAAUCAGCAAAGUAAAGCACAUGCUUUUAAAAAAAGAAGAAUGCUUGGGGAAGAUGGAGCAAGAGUUGGAUGCACGAACCAGGGAACUUAAUCAUACUCAGGAGGAGUUGGUGACUUCCAAUCAGUUGUUGUCUGACUUAAACCAGCGGCUAGAAGAAUUGCAGAGACACUGCUCAACGCUGGAAGAACAGAGAGAUCAUGUGACAGCUUCAAAAGCAGGUGCAGAACAUAAGGUUAUUGUCCUGGAACAAAAGGAACAAGAGCUACAAGAGCUCAUCCAGCAGCUUUCCAUUGACUUACAAAAGGUCACUGCGGAAACUCAAGAAAAAGAAAAAGUCAUCACACAUUUGCAAGAGAAGGUUAUAUUCUUGGAAAAGAGACUAGAACAGAAUUUAUCAGGAGAAGACCAUGCACAAGAACUCUUGAAAGAGAAAACAGUUGCUGAACAGAAUCUGGAAGACACUAGGCAGCAGCUCUUAGCUGCCAGGAACAGCCACACCAAGGCCGUUGACCUGCUGGAGACUCAGGUGAAGGACCUAGAAAAUCGCCUACAGGCUGCUGAAGAGCAGCUAAGUCAGAGCAGAGAUGUUGUGGCUGCCCAGGAAGUCCAGAUCCAGAAGCUUAUCACUACAAACCAAGAGAGUAGCCUUUCCCAGCAGCAGGUUCUUGGCCUGGAGCAGCAUUUCAGGGAGCGUACCCAUGCACUGGAGGCGCAGAUUGAAACUCUGGAACAAACACGGGUGGCCAACCAGAUAGCCUCAGAGCGUGUAAUGCAACAGCUGCAGCAGGAAAACGUGGCCCUUAUAGAAAGCAGAAAUGAAUGUGAACGUUCUUUACAACAUCACCAAUUAGAGCUAAAGAAACUAAAGGAUGAAUGGAGUCAAAGAGAAAUUAUGAGUGUAGCUAUGGCUCAAGCCCUGGAGGAAGUUCAGAAACAGAGGGAAGAGUUCCAACAACAGGCUGCUGAGCUGACCGCCAUCAUAGAAGAGAAAAAUCAGAGCCUGUGUGAAAAGGAUGAGGUGCUUCUCCAGAAGGAGCAGGAACUUCACCGGCUGGAGAAAGGUCACAACUCUGCCCUGCUGCAGAUGCACCAACUGCAGAGUGAAGUAGAGGCCUUGAGGACCUGUAGGGCCCAGGAGGCAGUGCCAGCCACAACAGGAGAGGACCCCCUGCCAAUGCAGGGCCAGGAGCCACUUGUCAUCUCAAAAGCUAUGCAGGAUUCUGAGUAUGAGCUUCCAGCUGUAGAAGGAACUCCAAAUGGUGAGGUUGGGGCCAUGGAUCUAAAGCAGCUACAGAAAGAAAAGCAGGACUUAGAGCAGCAACUUACAGAGAAAAAUAAGGUUAUGAAGCAGAUGCAGCAGAGGAUGCUGGAACUUAAGAAGACUCUGCAGAAGGAGUUGAAAAUCAAACCCGACAGUGAGCUUUUUGAGGUCCGGGAGAAGACAGGCCCUGAGAUACCAAAUAUGGCCCCUUCUGUCACCAAUAAUGCUGACCUGACUGAUGCCCGAGAGAUCAACUUUGAAUACCUUAAGCAUGUUGUUUUAAAAUUCAUGUCCUGUCGAGAAUCUGAGGCUUUUCAUCUCAUAAAAGCAGUGUCAGUGCUGCUGAAUUUCUCACAAGAGGAGGAGAACAUGCUCAAAGAAACUCUGGAAUAUAAGAUGUCUUGGUUUGGAUCCAAACCAGCUCCCAAGGGCAGCAUCCGGCCUUCUAUCUCCAACCCUCGGAUACCAUGGUCCUAGACCCACCCAAGGAUAGAGCUACACGGGCUGACACUCUUUCUAUGAAAAGAACACUGACACACCAGACUGGGUGGGUUUUUAAUCGCUGUUAACUGCAGUAUUUUGUACAAGUGUCUAGACAGUUUACAAGACUUUAGGCCCACCUCCCUGUAGCCUGAUUUAAACCUCAGUGGGGAGCAAACGCUAUCAUUCUGGUCACCAACAUGAGAAGGAAUUCUGGGCACUGCCCAGAUUUUCACAGUGCUGCUAAUAUCCCAGCUCUGGCCAGCUGCAACUAAGUCCUCUAUCUUUUAACAUUAGCACUUAAGAUUGAAGUAAUUGGCAUGUCAGGUGACAAUUAUCAAGCAGAAGUAACAUGACUGAAGGUGGAGCUAGUCCUUUCACAGAAAGCCAACUCAAGGGUGGUCUUUGAAACCCCUUCCACUAGCAUGUCUGGAUUUUCAUGCAAUGUUGCCCCUCAAGAAAGUAUUUUACUUUGUUUCCCCAACCACCUAGAACAUGAGAUGUGUCCAUCUCAUAGGUAACGGGCCAGUGUGGACUGAUGAGUAUGCAACUUCCCAGUCCUGAGAAAACUAGCAAGCAGAUGGAAUGAUCUCUACGUAUAGCACCAAAUACACUCAAUUGCCUUCUUAAUGAAUGUACUCGUCUUGGAUGGGUUGCUGGUAAACCAUUUUAAACUAUUUUUUAUAGCAAAAGUUCUUCACUAUUAUAAACAUGUUUUCUGUAUUAUAAAAUCCAUUUUAAAAGGAAAAGCAGAGCAUCAAGCCUUUCUAGGGCCAGGACUCAUGCCCCUUUGUAAUUUUGCUUGCCUUCUAUGGUACCUGCUCUCUGCAGCAGGGGACUUUCUGUGGCUUUGCUCCAAAUUCUGUCCUAUUACCAGUGAGCAAAUGCCAAUCACAUUUUUCUACGGAAGAACAACCUGCUGAAUUCAAUGGAAGCAGGCGCUCUCUCU
Molecule: messenger RNA, 3312 nt
Organism: Acomys russatus (golden spiny mouse)
Lineage: Eukaryota; Metazoa; Chordata; Mammalia; Rodentia; Muridae
Gene: Golga1
Product: golgin A1
Exons: 21
Coding region: 84-2360 (758 amino acids)
Cellular component (GO): Golgi apparatus
Source: RefSeq, a predicted model, not a curated record